This is a messenger RNA of Hyla sarda, 4764 nucleotides long. Its product is annotated as alpha-2-macroglobulin-like protein 1. Gene Ontology annotation, molecular function: endopeptidase inhibitor activity. Gene Ontology annotation, cellular component: extracellular region. Bases 127 to 4566 code for a protein of 1479 amino acids. The transcript has 37 exons. The record is from RefSeq and is a predicted model, not a curated record. Lineage: Eukaryota; Metazoa; Chordata; Amphibia; Anura; Hylidae.
AUCCCAUGAGAAACAUUGUCCCCGUGAGAUUGAGCGUCACCUGGUACCUCCAGCCUAUGGACACAGAACGGUUAAUAUAAGAAUCACUAUACUCAAGAAAGAAACUGGCACCACAUGUAACUCCUUAUGCAGCAAACAGGAAUGGACUCCAAGAUGUGUCUUCUGCUUCUGCUCCUGUCCUUGGACAUGGCUCUGGUUUGGUCUAAUAAAAUACCAUACUUUGGAUUAUUCGUCCCCCCCGACCUGUAUUAUCCAUCGACAGACACAUUCUGCCUGCACACCUCCCGAGAUCUGCAGGGAUUCUCCCAGAUAUCAGUGGAUCUGAAGACGUCAUCGGGAAGCGUUAACCUGUAUACGGUCCGGCCAGACAGCCCGCCAUGGCACUGCCAGUCAUUCCAGGUUCCUGAACCCUCAGAUGCUACAGAGAAAGCCACCAUUGUUGUCCAGGGACAGAAGAACGAGGGGAACAAGAUUGAGUUCAGUUCCAAGGAACUGACCUUGAGGAAGAAAAAUACGGGGACCUUUAUCCAGACGGACAAGCCCAUCUAUAAACCUGGACAACAAGUCGGGAUCCGUCUCGUAACAUUGGAUCAAGACAUGGAAGUUCUCAAUAAAACAUAUCCGCUGGUCGAGCUCCAGGAUCCCCAGAAAAAUCGAUUGGCCCAAUGGAAAGAUGUCCGCGCUGAAUCAGGGAUUGGAGAACUGUCAUAUCAGCUGUCUCCUGAAACACAGCCCGGGAAGUUCAACAUCAAAGCCGAGGAUACAAUAUUGGAGUUCAAUGUGGACACAUACGUGCUUCCAAAGUUUGAGGUGAACAUAGAAGGCCCAAGUUCCAUCUCAAUGUUGGAUAAUACUCUCACCGUGUCAUUGUCGGCCAGAUACACAUAUGGGGAAAAAGUGGCAGGAAAUGUGACCCUUAAUGUUUCUCAAAAAAAGAGACCAGUAUACUGGGGUUGGUGGAUAUCAAGGGAGAAAACAGUUGAUAAGAUCGACAACGUCUUCUUUACCCAAAAUGCCAAGACUGACAGCUCUGGGAAACUACAGUCAGCGGUUGACUUAUCUCAGUUCAGAAUGCGAGACACUGACUAUGAGAGAGAACUUGUGGUGGAGGCCUCACUGGAAGAAGAAGGGACAGGAGUGAAAUUCAGCGCUCCUAAAAUGACCAUCAGCAUUAAGUCCGAGCUCACCAAGCUGUCAUUUAAAGACACAAAGAGGUAUUACCAGCCGGGGGCCCCGUACAGAGGCAAGUUGGUCCUGGAGUCUCAUGAUGGAAAGCGUAUUGGUGAUAAAAUUGUUCACCUCAGCAUCCAGUCAAAAGGAAACACCCUGAAGGAGACGUACGUGACUGACUCUGUGGGGGAGGUCUCAUUCCAGUUGCCUACCAAAAAAUGGGGCACAGGCUCUGUCUCUUUACGGGCCACAACUGAUGACAAAGAUGAAUCCUACAGUCCUAAGAAAGUGUCUAUCCGCUACGGCAAUGCCUAUCUCUACCUUGAUGACAUACACGUGACGACCGAUAGCUCGGUGUAUAUCCACCCAAUUAAGAGCUCGGCACCGUGUCAUGAGAACGUCUUGGUGACCGUGGAUUACACCAUUGAGAAGCAAGAGGAGGAUGACAUUGAGUUUUUCUAUCUGGUCCUUGUCAAAAACAAAGUGUCCCUUGGUGGGCAGAAGAAAGUGAAGAAGCCAGACUCUUUGUCCGGCUCCUUCCAGUUCCCCCUUCCUGUUGUGGAUAUUUCUCCAUCAGGAAAAUUGUUGGUUUUCACGGUUUCCAAGUCUGGCGGAAUCGCUGCAGAUACAACAGAAGCCCAAGUGACAGCUUGUCUGAAACAUAAAGUCAGUCUUAGGUUCUCGGAGGCAGAAGCUCUGCCCGGUUCAGAUAUGCAGCUUCAUCUUCAAGCUAAUGGCGGCUCCCUGUGUGCGUUACGUGCGGUGGACAAAAGCGUUGUGCUGAUGAAACCGGAGGCGGAACUGACCGAGAGCAAGUUACAGAACCUGGUGCAGGCGAAACGCUCCUAUAUACCCUCACAGAGACUGGACUACAAUUAUUGUCAAGAUAAGAAGCCAAAACCUCCUGUUACCAGCGAUUAUUCAGAUGAUUCAAACAGCUGGGGAGGGUGGGGGUGGAGCUCAUAUCCCAAAAAAAAGAAGGACUACCAGAACGUCUUCCAGGACAUGGGUCUCUAUAUUCUGUUCAACUGGAAUAUGGUCGCUCCGACCACCUGUGAAACCCACCGUUUUACACCAGAGAGGAUGUUAUUUGGGCCGGCAAUGUUGUCUGAUGCAGUGGGAUCAACCGCAAUGAGACAAGCUCCGGUUGCUAGCCCAGGACGUUCGGCUGUGUCUCCUUCUAGUUCUGUGGAAAGUAUUGAUGGUGAUUUUGGUGAUGAUGUUGGGAGCAGCUCGCAGCCUCGCACUUUCUUCCCAGAAACUUGGCUUUGGUUAUCAAAAAAGAUUCCUGAUUCUGGUUCUGCUGAGCUCCAAGUAUCGGUCCCGGACACCAUCACAGAGUGGAUCACCAACAUGUUCUGUGUUGGACCUGGAGGUGUAGGUCUCUCAUCUUCGGUUUCCCUUACAGCCUUCCAGCCCUUUUUUGUAGAAGUCACAUUACCCUACUCAAUAAAGCGAGGGGAGAGCUCCAUACUCAAAGCCUCCAUCUUCAACUACAUGAGUGAACCUAUGAAGAUCGCUGCCUCAAUGCUGCCAUCUGACCAAUUCACAAGUAAGAACAGCAAAACCAGUGAAAACGUCUUGUGCCUCCCCGGAGGGGAGAAAAGAACGAUAUCAUGGGAAGUUACAUCAAUCACUCUAGGGCAGAUUAAUAUAACCGUCAUUGCUGAAGCAGUAAAGAGUAAUGAGUUGUGCGAGGGGCAGGAGAUGGUGGUCCCCAAGAGAGGCAGCAGAGAUGUCGUAGUCCAGUCCAUGUUGGUGGUGCCUGAAGGGGCUGUAGUGGAACAGACGCACAACUCCCUCCUGAUCUGUGACGGUAAUACUGUUUCAGAGAAGGUGAAGUUUGAGCUCCCGUCCUCAUAUGUUCCGGGGUCGGAGAAAGCCUUCAUCAGUGUUUGUGGGGACAUCAUGGGACCGUCCUUGAGUAACAUUAGGAAUCUCCUGCAGAUGUCUUAUGGUUGUGGUGAACAGAACAUGAUCCUUUUUGCCCCAAAUGUCUACAUCCUCCAGUAUCUGAAGACCUCAGAUCAACUAAAUCCAACUGUGUUAGCAAAGGGCAAAGACAUGCUGGAGAAGGGAUACACUCGACAGCUCAUGUAUAAGCGGGAAGACGGGUCAUACAGCGCCUUCGGCAACAGUGAUCCAGAGGGCAGCGUAUGGCUCACGGCCUUUGUUCUGAAGAGCUUCAAGCAGGCCAAAGAUAUUGUUUUCAUCGAUGAAGAAGUUAUAAGUCAAGGCAUGAACUGGUUAAAGAAACAGCAGAAGCCCGAUGGUUGCUUCAAGACCAAAGGUCGGGUGUUACACAACGGCAUGAAGGGCGGUGUGGAUGAUGUGUCUUCUCUCACUGCAUAUGUUGUCUCUGCCUUAUUGGAGGACAACGACUCAGAGCCCAGUGAUCCUAUUGUGGAGAUGGCCAUGAAUUUUAUAGCGAAUGAUUCUUUGGAGAACGCCUCCCCCUACAAGCUGGCCCUGAUGGCUUAUGCCUUCACAUUGGCCAAGAUGGAGGAUAAGAGAGCGGAAGUCAUGAAGAAGCUGGAGCAACACGCCACCAAAGCAGAUGGUUUAUUAUACUGGAGCCAGGAGACCAAAUCCAGUUCAGACUCAUACUGGUCAAAGCCAAAGUCUGUGGAUGUGGAGAUGACAUCCUACGCCCUCCUGAGCUUGGCAUCUACUGAAAAGCCAACCAAGAAGGAGCUCGGCGAUAUGGCGGCAAUUGUUCGCUGGCUAUCUAAACAACAGAAUGCAAAAGGCGGCUACAGCUCCACUCAGGACACAGUGGUCGCCCUUCAAGCUUUGUCAAAGUUUGCAGGCCUUACGAGCAGUAAAGCAGGAGAAAUGACCGUAGAUGUGACCACGGAGAAUGGAUUCCACCGUCGCUUUCUGGUAGACAAUAACAACCGCCUACUACUACAGAAGGAGCAACUUCCUCAGAUCCCCGGGGAGUACACAGUCACAGUAUCUGGAAAUGGAACAUUAGUCAUGCAGGCUGUUCAGCGACAUAAUAUUCUACCUGAUGCCAAAGAAGACGCAUUCAUCCUGUCAGCAAAACCUCAAUGCAUCAAAAAUGACUUAUUACAGAUAGCGCUGGAAUUCAAGUAUACAGGAAAGCGUCAGUCUACCAACAUGGUCCUGCUGAGAAUAGACAUGUUGUCCGGCUUUGAGCCUGAUAAGGAAUCUGCCGACAAACUGAAGAAAAAUCCGAUGGUGAAGAGAGUGGAGGUGGAGGAAGAUUCAGUGUCCAUCUACCUGCAGGAGGUCACUUCUCAGUCACAGACCCUGGAGCUUCAGGCUCAGCAGAAAGUCCCAGUGUCCGGCCUGAAACCCGCCAUCAUUAAAAUCUACGAUUACUACAUGCCAGAGGAAGGCAACACGAUCAGCUACGAGGCAAACUGUUGAGGAGGUGUGAGUGUGAUCCAUCAUCAUGGUUCUCCAGUGAUGACAUGCUGUGUGACCACCCCCUGCCUAUACCUGACCUCCACUCUCAAGACUCAUUCAUUCUUCUCUCUAUCUUUGCUACCAUCCAUUCUUAGCACAUCUACUUCUGUUUCUUUAUUAAAAUUGUCCAAAAAUCGGAAAACUGUGCCCCAUUGUAUG